GGUCAUAGCAUAUCAUUUGAUGUAAUGUGUAGUGCUCUGAUGCUGGUGUAAAUGUAAUAUACCAAUAUAACAACUUUAAUUGGAGCACCUGCAGCUUUUGAUUGGAUAAGCAAUGUAACUAAUACAAUUAUAUUUCUCUUUCGCCUACAGGAUAACAGUCAGUGGCUGAAGGAACAGUGCAUGAGGAUAGGUGACGCCUACAUCAUCGUCUACUCAGUGACAGACAAGUCCAGCUUUGAGAAGGCGUCAGAGCUACGCAUCCAGCUGCGCAGAGCUCGCCAGUCUGAGAACAUUCCCAUCAUCCUUGUGGGCAACAAGAGUGACCUGGUGCGGUCCAGAGAAGUCUCUGUGGAUGAGGGCAGCGCCUGUGCUGUGGUGUUUGACUGCAAGUUCAUCGAGACCUCAGCCAAUCUCCACCACAACGUCAGGGACCUGUUCGAGGGCAUGGUCCGGCAGAUCCGGCUGCGCAAAGACAGCAAGGAGGAGAACGCUCGCCGUAUGGCCAACUGCAAGCGACGCGAGAGCAUCGGCAAGAAGGCCAAGCGUUUCCUGGGCCGGAUGGUGGCCCGGAAGAACAAGAAGAUGGCCUUCAGCCUCUCGGUCCUCUGAGAGUACAGUAUCUGGACUGCUGUUUUCUCUUUGGCCUUCAAGACCAGACGCUGUGUGUUUUUUGAACACUAAACCCCAAGG
This is a messenger RNA of Oncorhynchus mykiss (rainbow trout), 690 nucleotides long. Lineage: Eukaryota; Metazoa; Chordata; Actinopteri; Salmoniformes; Salmonidae. The record is from RefSeq and is a predicted model, not a curated record.